CGGCGGCGGCGGGGGAUGAACGCGGAGCGGGCGCGGGAGAUCCGCCAGCUGCAGAAGGCAAAGGACAAGGCCCAGCGCAGCGGGAACCUGGUGGAGGAGGCGGCUGUUUGCAACCAGCUCGGGGAGAUCUUGGCCGGCCAUGGACGCUACGAGGAGGCUCUGGAAGAGCACCGGCAGGAGCUGCGGCUGCUCGAGGCGGCGGGGGACCGCAUCGGCUGCGCCGUGGCCCACCGCAAGAUCGGCGAGCGCCUGGCUGAGCUGGAGAGCUACGAGGCGGCGCUGAAGCACCAGCGCCAGCACCUGGAGCUGGCGCGCUCCCUCUCGGAUCACACGGAGCAGCAGCGGGCCUGGGCCACCAUCGGCCGCACGUACAUGUUCGUCGCUGACAGCCGCCCGCCGGGGGAGGCCGUGUCGGCGCUGCGCGAGGCCGAGCAGGCCUUCAGGACCAGCCUGGCCAUCGUGGAGGAGAAGCUGGAAGGGGCCGUCCCCAGCCGGGAGCUGACCGAGAUGAGGGCCCGUCUCUACCUCAACCUCGGCUUGGUCUAUGACAGCCUGAAGGAUCAGGCCAAGUGCAGCCACUACAUCAAGAAGAGCAUCUUCCUCUCCGAGCAGGCGCGUCUCUGCGAAGACCUGUAUCGUGCCUACUUCAACCUGGGCAACAUCCACCUGCGGGAGGGCGAGCACUCCAAGGCCCUGCGCUGCCUCGACCGGGCCCGCGACUGCGCCCGCAGGAUGAAGGAGAAGGCCAUGGAGAGCGAGUGCUGCAGCAGCACGGCCCAGGUCCUACUGAGCCUGGGUGACUUCGCGGCUGCCAAACGCUCGCUGAGGAAGGCCUACGUGCUGGGGUCACGGCAGCCCUGGCAGCGGGACCUCAUCCGCUGCAACCUCCGCUUUGCCGCCAAGGCGAGCCGCCUGCAGGAGGCUCUGGAGGAGGCGGCGGCGAGCGACCCGCCGGCGGCCCUGGCUCUCUGCGAGCAGCUGGGGGACGUGUUCUCCAAGCACGGGGACUACGGCCGGGCUGUGGAGUAUUACAAGAGGCAGCUCGGCUACGCCGAGGCCCUGCGGAGACCCGCGCAGGAGCUGGCCGUGAUCCACGUCUCGCUGGCCACCACCUUCGGGGACCUGAAGGAGCACGCGCAGGCUGUGCACCACUACCAGGAGGAGCUGGCGCUGCACCAGGGCAACGCGCUGGAGGAGGGGAAGACGUGGCUGAACAUCGCGCUGGCCAAGGAGGAGGUGGGCGAGCCCCGCGCCGAGCUCGAGGCCUGCUUCCGCACGGCGCUGGAGCGAGCCGAGGAGGCUGGCGAGCCCCGGCUGCAGAGGCAGGUCCUGCAGCACCUCCACGCGCUGCAGCAGCGGCACGGCAGCGCGGAGGCGUCCGCCACCAUGGCCCGGCUGCAGAGCCUGGCAGCCUCGGGGGGCGACAGCGCCGGGGAGGAAGAGGAGGAGCUGGAGAGCAGCGAAGCCCUGGACGAGAGCAACCUGGAGCUGUCGGAGAGCGACGGGGAGGAAGAUGAGCUCGACGGCUACAGCAAGAGCGUUCCCGGGCGCCGGCGGAUCAGCAAGUGGAACCGGCGGAACGACCGGGGAGAGACGCCGCUGCACCGCGCCUGCAUCGAGGGCGACCUGCGGCGAGCCCAGCUCUUCGUGAAGCAGGGGCACCCUCUGAACCCUCGCGACUACUGCGGCUGGACCCCGCUGCACGAAGCCUGCAACCACGGGCACCUGGAGAUCGUCCGGCUGCUGCUGGACCGCGGCGCCGCUAUAGACGACCCCGGGGGGCCGGGCUGCGAGGGCAUCACGCCGCUGCACGACGCGCUCAGCUGCGGCCACUUCGACGUGGCCGAGCUGCUGGUGCAGAGGGGAGCGUCGGUGACGCAGAGGAACGCCAAGGGCCUGACGCCGCUGGGCACGCUGGCGGAGUGGGUGAGCAUGUACAGCAAGGACCUGGACCAGGAGACGCGGCAGCGCUGCCGGGCCAUGGAGCGGCUGCUCAAGGAGACGGCGGCGGGCCGAGCUCCUGCAGCGCCUCCGCUCCGCCCGGACUCCCAGCUGUUCGAUGCCGAGCUCUCGGAGCCCCUGAUCCUGCGCCGCUCUCCCCCAGGGUGCGAAGGCCCCCCCAGGAAGGCCCCCGGCCCCCAGGGCUGGGGGGAUGCAGCGGAGUCCCCCCAGGGGCAGGAGGACCGUCCGGAGCAGGAGGACGGCGACAUGUCCCCGCUGAGGCCGGUGAAGAAGCGGCAGCGGGUGCUGGGGGCCGAGGGGAGCCGGCUGCCGGGGCUCGGCAGGCAGGAGGCAGCGAGGACGGAGCUGGCGGCUCCCAGCCGGAGCCAGGCCGAGUACGAAGCCGCCAUCCGGGCCCUGGGCAGCGCCAAGUCCCUCCUCAGCAGCGGCCUGGAGGCGGCACGCAAGCCGGCCCCGCGGCCGGCCCUCAUCCCGGCCGAGCAGUACGUGGAGGACGACUGGCUGGAGGACGACGUGGGGGCGGCCCGCGGGGCCCGCAAGCGGCUCCGCCGGGAGCCCGAGGAGCUGGGGGCCGCCUCGGAGGAGAGCACGGGGCCGGAGAGCGACGGCGGGGCCCCCUGCCCGCCCCGGCACCGCCGCCGCCGCCGCGCCACCCAGAGCCGCCUCACCCGCCUCGUGGAGAGGACGCGGCCGGGGCGCUCCCGGGAGCGCGGCGGCCCCGAGGCCGCCGGGGCGGCCAGCGGCCCCGUCCCACGGGGGGCUGACGGCCCCGCGGAGGCCGAGGGCCUGGGGGGCAGCGGGGAGAGCCCUCCCCGGGGCCCCGCGCAGCUCCCUUCGCUCCCGGCCGCCCCGGCCCCGCUGCCCACCAUCCGAGUGCGCGUCCGGAUCCAGGACAACGUCUUCCUCGUCCCCGUGCCCGCGAGCGAGAGCCGCGCCGUGGGCUGGCUGGCGGAGCAGGCUGCCCAGCGCUACUACCAGACCUGCGGGCUGCUGCCCCGGCUCACCCUGAAGAAGGAGGGGGCCCUGCUGGCCCCCCAGGACCUCGUGGGGGACGUCCUGCAGAGCAACGAGGAGGUGCUGGCCGAGGUGCAGUCGUGGGACCUGCCGCCCCUGGCCGAGCGGUACCGCAGGGCGUGCCAGAGCCUGGCCGUGGAGCCGCACCCGCUGCUGCUGAAGGUCACGGAGCUGCAGGAGCAGAGCCCCGCGUUCAGCGCCGGCGGGCUGGCGCUGCGCCCCCCGCACCUCCCGCCGCUGCUGCGCGCCCUCAAGCUGCAGGCGCCCCUGCGGCAGCUGCGGCUGGCCGGCAGCGGGCUGGCCGACGGCGCGGCCGCCGAGCUGCUGGCCACGCUCAGCACCGUGCCCAGCCUCGUCCUCCUCGACCUCUCGGGCAACCAGCUCAGCGCCCGGGGCCUGCAGCUCCUCGUGCCCCAGCUGCCCGGCCCGGCGGCCUUCCAGAGCCUGGAGGAGCUGGAUCUGAGCCUGAACCCCCUGGGGGAUGCCGGCUGCCGGCCCCUGGCCCUGCUGCUCCGGGCCUGCCCCGUGCUGACGACGCUCCGGCUGCAGGCGUGCGGCUUCGCGGCCGGCUUCCUCCAGCACUGCCGCCUCUCGCUGGCCGGCGCCCUCGCAGGAGCCGUGCACCUGGAGACGCUGGCGCUGUCCUGCAACGCCCUGGGGCCGGUGGGGCUGGAGCAGCUCCUGCGCAGCCUGCCCUGCCGCAGCCUCGGCCGCCUGGAGAUCGGCUCCGUGGCCGGAGCGGGCGGCGCGGCCCUGGCGGAGGCCGUGCGCGGGUACCUGACGCAGGAGGGCUGUGCCCUGACGCACCUGACGCUCUCCGGGAAUCACUUGGAUGAUGACGCGGUCCUGGAGCUGGCCAGGUGCCUCCCCGCCUGCCCCGCUCUGGUCUCCCUGGAUUUGUCUGCUAACCCCGGCGUCGGCAUCGCAGGCCUGCGCGCGCUGCUCUCGGCCCUGGCGGAGCGGCGCGAGGGGCUCCGGUACCUCAGCCUGGCAGGCUGCUCCGUGCAGGGCCCGCUGGACGCCGCUACCUGGGCCGCGGCCGCGGCCAGCGUGCGGGACCUGCGGCUCUGCAGCCGGCGCACCAGCCCCAGCGACCAGCGGGCCGCCGGCGAGGCCUGGCGCGGGCCCCCCGGCACGGCCCUGCGGGCCCUCACCCGGCACCAUAAGCUCUUCUGCAAGAGCCUCUGAGGCUCCAGACCGCGGCGGCUCCGCGCCGGCAGCUCUGGGGACCGCCUCUCCGCUUCCACCUGGCAGCAUCCGAACUCAGUGCUAGGGCAAGAACAGAGCGCACCAGAACCGGUCCCCGUGCCGUGGAGUGGCGAGGCAGGAUGGAGCCGAGGGUGUGCUCGCGGCUUGGGCCGGGCCCUGGUGUGUGCUGUCGCGCGCGUUUUUAUCCUUGGAACUGCUCUGAACACGACGCAGUAUUUAUGAACACGGCUG
This is a messenger RNA of Rhea pennata, 4416 nucleotides long. It is a transcript of the gene TONSL, whose product is annotated as tonsoku like, DNA repair protein. The record is from RefSeq and is a predicted model, not a curated record. The transcript is spliced from 26 exons. Gene Ontology annotation, molecular function: protein binding. Gene Ontology annotation, biological process: double-strand break repair via homologous recombination; replication fork processing. Lineage: Eukaryota; Metazoa; Chordata; Aves; Rheiformes; Rheidae. Gene Ontology annotation, cellular component: nuclear replication fork. The coding region runs from base 16 to 4164 and encodes 1382 amino acids.